Messenger RNA from Coregonus sp. 'balchen', 13125 nucleotides. The record is from the annotation of a GenBank genome assembly. NCBI's taxonomy places the organism in Eukaryota, Metazoa, Chordata, Actinopteri, Salmoniformes, Salmonidae.
AUGGCGUCCACGGAGGAGGACGGCUCCGCUGAGGAGAAGGAAACCAACAACAAGAAGAGAACGAAAAGUGCGAUCGCUGUCGCAUGGCUUACAUUUUACAACAUCGCCAUGACGGCCGGGUAUGUGGAUUAUUGUGCCCUAUAGUUGAUUAUAAAGUAGCCACUCCCUGAAAACUUCGCUAUGCACCAGAGCGCUGUGAGCAAGCGUGUGUUGCUGUUUAUAGGUCCGUGGUGUCUCUGCCAGUGCAAGUGUCCCAUUCUGUUGCAGUGAGCAAAAUAAAAGUAAGGGACUUGAUAUGAAAAGGGUCCAAGAAGUCAUAUUGAUUAUUUGAGAAUUGUCUAUCUUUUUGUGAAAAUAACGGCAGUGGAAGUGCGGCCCCCGUCGCGGGUUCAGCCUGCCCAAAUACGGUAGAUUACACGGUGUCAGCGUCAUACCCAGCACUACCUCGACAGUUGCAGUGAUAAGUAUAGACGGCGCGCUGACACUGGAGCUCCGAUCUCGGAGAAUGAAAUGCCCAAUUGGCAGAUUUUUAUAACUGCAAUUUUAUGCGCUUCAAACCGCGCGGGACUGUGCAAUUAUUUUACUCAAGUGUUCUCAUAGUUAUUUUAGUGAAGUCACUAAACGAACUUACUUUACUGGUUGCCACGUUUUCAAUAAGUUAUUAAGCUGUUGAUUGUGUCUUACAUUCAUUUGCAUUGGUUUGAGCCACUUUAACGAGGAAUGGGCCUUUUUGGAGAUAUGCAUAAAAUGCGCAUUUAUGGAUGUCUUGGAUCCAUGUGAUCUCCACUUCCACUCAUUGUAGUUUAUUGUCUGCUCUACACAUAAUGGUUAUUCUGGUAUUACAUGAAGGUGUGAAAACUAGGUUCAGUUGUCUAGUCUUUUGUUCACAAAGACCAAUAAGUGGUUGGUUAUAAGCCCCUGUACCUGAUCUCCCUCAUACAGAAUAAACAGAUACCACACUUUUGAUUCAAACAUUCAAAGAGCUGUUAAAAUAUUGACUAUUGCAUUCAAACUGUUCUUUUGUUGUCCCUUCUCUCCAUAUGAUAGCACAAACCUUCACCCAUAUUUUUCAAUAAUCCUUAUAUGAUAGUAACUGUUAGUAACUGAACAGUUUUGCAAGUCCUAAACCCAGUUAAUGUAAUUAGCAUCAAAUAAACUCUAAUUAAUUACUGUGCUGAGACUGAGAGAUAAUACAUUUACAAUAAAAUAGGAAUAUACUCCAAAGUAAUGCACCUCAGCCCUGGUAAACCAGUGUUUUUUUAAAAACAGAUCGUGGUUUGAAACAGAUCAUGUUGAGUUGUUCAUGUAAUCAAAUAAGAGUUAGGCAAACCUUUGCAAUAUAGGUAAACACUUGUCCACAUCUUGAGCACCUGACCGACCAACCACCUGAUGUCAAGCAGUGAACAGUAGCCACUAGGCUACAAGAGUAUAUACAACAGUACCAGGUCAACCUGGUUUAACAGUACCAUUCCUUUACAACAGACAGUAGCAGUAGUGUAUCUCUCACUAAUCCUGACAAGGUUUGAGUUAACUUCAAGGUACACUCUAAAACGUCACAUAAACUGAGAUUUACAAGGAACCUAUCUCAUGGGCACUUGACACCUCAGCGGAUUUAGAUGAUGUCGUUGUAAUGUCCAGGGACUAAUCCUGCCAUGAGCCCAUUUAACCAUGAAUACUGAAUCAAGGGACCAAGUGUGAUCUAAAUGGGGAUUUUAAAAUGUGAAUGUAAAAUAAUAGUUACCUCAAUUUAGUGGAAUAGGGAAUAAGGUUGAGGAAACUAUGCAACUUUGGCCUGCCUCAUUACUAAUACUGUAAGUGUUUGUGAUACUAUGACAAACAUAUUUGUAAAGUUACACAUUUUAGAGGAAAAGAGAACAACUGUAUGCCGACACCUUCACAGAGAUCCGUAACACUGCUGACCUAGUAGACUGGUGAAUGUAAAGACAACACAGACCAUUUCCCCAGGUCAUGCAUAGUUUUAAAAGCAAAUGGUGCAAACCAGGGGCAGUAUUUGUCAAGUGUCUCAGAGUAGAGGAGUGCCAAUUUAGGAUCAGUUUAGCCUUUUAGAUCACAAUGAAUAAGAUUACAUGGACAGGGAGGACCUGAUCCUAGAUCAGCACUCCUACUCUGAGACUCUUGAUACAUAUGGCUCCUGGUCUUCUGUUUACUGUAAAUUCUGUACAAAAACUCUCACACCUCUCUGUUAUUUAACCUGAUCUUUAGAGAAUUAGCUUUAAAUGGUCCUCAAAACGGCUCUGCAAUUAAAUAGUAAAACAUGUAGUAUUGAUUUUUAUUAAAACAUAUACUGUAAAGGUCACAAGGCCCUGUUAGGCAUAUUACUGUGAGCAAAAACGUACACAUUUUUGUUGUAUCCUGUGUGUAAUGGACCAAUAAAGAUCGUAUUGUAUUAGUAUAGUGCUCUACAAAUGCUGUCUGCACCGGAUCGUUCAGUGAUUUGCUAGAUUUUUUAUUAAUCUUCAGUUCCUUCUGAAUGUAGUUUUGGCAGUAGCAGGGUUGCUGCUAGUUCAGAGAGAUGACAAGCUGAACAGCUUUUCUCAGCAUUCUGUGUUUACAUUCUGUCUGGCGUAUGGCUGUGACUGAUGUAUAGCCAGAUUAGUGUGUACAGUACCAGGCUAGAGACAAUGAGCUCCUCUGUAGAAAGGACUUGGUGCUCACUGUUUCACCAACUGAGGCUGAGUGUGCAUCCCAAAUGGCACCAUAUUCCCUACAUAGUGCACUACUUUUGACUAGAGCCCUUGUUAAAUGUAGUGCACUAUGUAGGGAACAGGGUGCCAUUUGGGACUCAUCUUGGGUGAUGAGGAGGCAUACAAGUUUAGUUGGUGUCCAUUCUGCUUCUUGCUUAUGAUAAAAAUAAAUAUAGAUCAACACACACAACCCUUACAGAAAAUCCACAUUCAUUUCACGUGAUAACAUGUGAUCACGUGAUCUUAUGUGACGUUAACAUGAUAAUGUGACAUGUCAAAGUAACAUGUGAUUCAAUGAAACUACAAAUUUGAGCACGUGAAAACAUGAUAUCAUGUUAAAUAAAUGUGACAACAUGGGGAUGUAAAAUGUCAACAGUUUUUCACGUAAUAAUGCAAUUCCACAUGUGAGAGAUUUUCACAUGAAAGUUUUUUACAUGUGAAAAAAAAUACCACAUGUGAGAGUUACAUUUACUUUACCUUCUAUAACGUUAUUUGAAUGUUUGGUUUGUUAAAUGUGAUACAGCGUGUAACGUCCGCUUUCCAGACAGACCUAGCCCCGCCCCCUGUCACUCAAGGAGCGCAUUUAUUGUUCUUCUGACAGAGACGCUUGCGUUCGGUCUCUGCGUGGUCAAUGCACACAAUGUUGAUGACAACGAUGCUGUUUGCACAUUGCUACUUAAUAUAAAUCCACUAGCGUUCUAUAAUUACACUAUGAGUUUGUGUUUCUUACAUCUGCAAACAGCUAGUUUGUCUUUUCUUAGUAAAUUGGGCCUAAGUCUUGUUAGCCGCUAAUCGCUAGCUAGCUAAUAAAUGUACUGAGUCAGAGCAAACGAAACUAGAUAUACAGCCUGAUAAUACCAGCGAUGGUGUAGAACUAAAUCUGCAUGUUUUUUUUGUGCAACAGAAUGUUCUAAAUCAAAGAGGAAUACGCGAAGAAAGAAUAUGUUAGCUACAUGUAGCUAAGAGAAAACAUUCAAUGUACCCAAAGAUUAUAGGGUCCCCUAGGAAACACUUGUCAACACUUAGGUUCCUACCCUGUCACAAUAACUCCUCCCUGGCAUUUUCAUUUGUUGUCAUGUCAAACACUGUAUUCAAAGUGCCCACUAUUAUAUUCUAACUAUAGAAUUUGAAUAGUCAUUCUAUUUCCAUGAUUCCAACAGUUCACCCAAGUGUUUUGCUUUAAAACACAAGUCAAAUCGCAAUUGCAACAUUUGGUUAAAAAUAAGGUCUAGAUUGUUUACCCAUAUCAUGCAGCCCUACGUGACAGUGUGGAAAUGAUCUCAGAUGAGUGCAGGAAAUGCAGAAAUUGAUGAAAAUGCUGAAAAUAAUUUUUGGUUGAAGUUGAAUUGAACAGUAUAAAACAAUCAGAAUGGAGAAAGACCCAUUGAAAUCACUUAUAAUGUAUGUGUUGCCACCCUAUGGUCACGCACUACUCAUGAAGCAAAUGUUGAACUUUUAUUAUUCAAAAACAUAAAAUACCGUCAAAUACCAUCAUACCGUCUAAUUAAAAUACCAUGAUAUGAUAUUUUGGCCAUAUCGCCCUACAUGUGAAUCUGCAAUUCACAUGUGAGGUGAAAACAUGUUAUUCUCCUCACAUGUGAAAAGGUGGUGUUAAAAUGUGAACUCUAAAUAUAAUACCUGUUAACAUAUUUAAUGAAAAUGUCACGUUUUUUUGUAAGGGAAUUAAAUGAUAUGGGGGUUUUAAAGUAAGUGGUACGCUGUUCAGCUAAAAUAAUGUAAACAUCUUUAAUCAAUAUGAUUACAUUUGACAUGAUCACUUAGCACUGACUUUUCAAUAUGACCCCACCUGGGAUUUGAACUCACAACCUCUGGAUUUGGGGUACUCUGAUCUUUCUGUUGCACCGCAGUCUGUAGCAUUCCUCUACACAUUCAUUACAUCUCUGCACUUAGCAAAAGAGUGCCAUCUGCACUGCUAUUUCACUGACUAUUCUCUCAUCAUGAUUUCAUUUACUUAUUUCAGCAAUUUGAGGGGUUUUCUGUAUAGUUGGUGGGGCAUAUUAUUCUGUUUUAAUGUUACUCCUAAAUCACUAUGAUAAAUAUAAUAGUUUUUCUUGAGUGUAUUUUGAGAUUUCCUUUACUUAAGUCCAAAGUGUAGGAAUAAUUCUGUGAACCAAGAGGUUGUGAGUUGUUGAAUAAUAAUUACUGUAUAAAUAAACACACAAUUUAAUCAUGUAUGUCAAAGUGUGUCAAAUAUAUAAGUUGAUAACACUGUAUGUUAAAAGCACUGUGUGUGUGCAUCCUAACAACUCAUUUUUGUUUGCAGGGCAUCACCUGUGAAAUCUCAUGUGAAAAAUAUUCACAUGUGAAAAAUGUGAUGCAUGUGAAAGGCUAUGUGAUCACGUGAAAAUCCACGCGACACUUUAUGUGAAAUAUCAUCACAUGUGAAGUGUUCCAAAAACAAAUGAUUUCACAUGUGAAAUAAUUCGAUUUUCCACAUCAUGUGGUUUUUCUGUAAAAGAAGUAGGCUAAGUCGAAAAGACGAGACUGAAAAAGCUAAAGUAGAACUCUGGAAACAGUGAUUGAACUGAGUACUUUUAUACUGUAACUCUAAAGUGGUAUCUAUGUCCUUCUCAUGCACACUUACUUCUCUAAUGCAAAAUACAGUUAUUCACAUGUUGUAAAUAUUGUAUCUUAUUUUCCAGAUGGCUGGUCUUGGCUAUGGCAAUGAUGCGCUUUUAUAUCCAGAAAGGCACACACAAGGGUCUGUACAAAAGUAUAGCAAGGACACUCAAGUUUUUCCAGACAGUUGCGUUAGUUGAGGUGAGUUUCUGGAAUAUUGGCAUAGUUCUCUAUACAGCCGUAUUCAAACACAGACAUGCUCAAUGUAUUCAACCUAGACAGUUGGGAAAAUAGGCAAAUGUUGAAAUUACUGUUGACAUUUCUGGUAAGGUCCCUCUGUGUGCUUUAAAUACUUUGAUGCUGAGAGCUUUGAUGCAGAGAAGAAGUGAGGAGAGGUGAUUCACUGAUUCUGAUUUGUUAUCUUGUCAUUCAGGUGGGGCACUGUGCAAUCGGUAUGUAUUGUCUUGAAUAACCACCAUAUAAUGUGAAUAUAAGCAUAUCUCCUAGCUCUGACAGCAAUGUUGAUUUCCCCGGUUCUCACCCUUUAGGAAUCGUGAGGACCUCUGUAAUUGUGACCGGGGUUCAAGUGUGUUCACGAAUCUUCAUGGUGUGGUUCAUCACCAACAGCAUCAAACAGGUGACUAUCACAUUUAUCACCAAAGAGGUGUCUUCUAACCCUGGUUACCAUCUACAGUAAGAGGCCUUGGAGUGGGUGAGGUUAAGUUGCCCCUAGACACUGAUCUUGGAUCAGUUUAGCAUUGUCCCCACUAAUGGUUCAGUUUAGGAUUGGGGGAUGGGAAGCUGAUCCUAGAUCUGUACGUAGGGGAAACUUCACCCCGGAGUCCAACUGCAGUAAUGUCCUACUGUACAACAUGGACCCUCUUAACUUUUAACUAUCUUCUCCUCCCUCGUUUUGUCCCUUUCCUUGUUGGAAGAUCCAGAACGAAGAAAGUGUAAUCCUCUUCCUGGUCGUUUGGACGUUGACAGAGAUCACCAGAUAUUCAUUCUAUACAUUCAAUCUGCUCAACCUCCUGCCAUACUUCAUCAAAUGGGCCAGGUGGCGAUGGGGAUGGGAGGGCUGGGUUUGGGUAGCUCUGUUCCAGUGCGUUUCAUGCGGCUUGUUGAUGCAGAGCCUUCUCAGCAUCAGAAAGCUGCACGUAAACGCCCUGGACAAGAGCUAGGGUUUGCGGUGCUGUUACGGUUCUUUGCGUGUUGGUCUGGUUUGAUUGGCGUUUCCCCUGGCAUGCUUCCCAGUAGUAGCCUACAGCAAUGCAUAAGGUAUCUCCUGGCUCAUAGCCAGACAGCAUGUGAUCAGCAUGAGUGUGUUGUGUUUGUUGAUUAGCACGUUCAAUAUGGAUGUUGGCUGACCUAACUGCUAACACUAAGUACUCUGGCAUUAUCACUUUGAUUUAUGGGCUAGGACAGUUGUGGGUAACCAAUUUAUUACAUGGUAGGUGAUCAGGCAUUGAUAAGCAUACAGAUCAGAGAUUGGAGAAAAGGUGGUGACACCAUCUGUGCAGGGAUUGGGAUUUAUUCAAGCAUCUCAGAGUACGAGUGAUGAUUAAAGACCUUUUAGAUAACAAUGAAUAAGAAUACACGGACAGGGGACCUGAUCCUAGAUCAGCACUCCUACUCUGAGAUAAUAAGGUUUCUCCUCAUAUUCAGCUCUGAGUCAAGCUAUUAUUGUCUUUCCAGAUGUGGAUGACGUAAGGAUGUUGUCAUCUUUUCUCUCAUACUUUCAACAUUCCUUCACGCCUCUUUGAUGCAGACUCACAGCUUGUGUGGACCGUAGCACCACUGGUUUUGAGUCUUUCAUACACUGCACCAGACCUGGGUUCAAAUACUAUUUGAAAUAAUUUCAAAUACUUUAUCUGUGCUUGAUUAAGCUUCCCUGACUUCCAAUGGAAUAGUCCCAAAACUGCAAACCCCGCCCAUCUGGCACUCGAAGCAAGCUCAAGCAAACGCUACAAGUAUUUGAACGAUUUCAAAUAGUAUUUGAACCCAGGUCACAAUCUCAGACAUACACAACUAUUGUAACACAUGGCAUUAGCUGAUGUUGACAGGAGGUUAGGUAUCAGUGUUACCUCCCAGUCCAACAGCUAAGCAGUACUGUAGUAAAAAUACCUAUUUCUUAUGUGUAUUUUAUUAUACACAACACUCAUCAUUAUACAAAACGCUCUAUUUACCACCGCUGUCAGCAGACCGUUGACAUAACGUGGGACUAUCAGAAAGUCUAACUGUCAGCCUCGCAUAUGAAGGCCCUCAGAUGAAAUGUGAGCACUGGUGAAGAACGUCUACUACACACAUGGGGAGCAAUCUGACCGACCUAGAUUCCUGGGAUCCUAUGGCUAAGAGCUUGCUGCUUUCCGUUCAAUAUCUGAAUGUCUAGAAAUUAGAUUAGGGACCGACCCCAUUUUUUGCAUUGCUGUGCGGUAGCUAUGAGGUGACAGUGAGUGACAAUGAGACACUUUUUUCAGUGACUUCAGCAAGUCAGAUCUUGUAACCACAGAUCCUGUAACCACAGUACUGUACGUUCAAUAUGUCUGUUUACAUGUACGACAGGUCUCUUGGGUUUGCGGGUUUGCUUCACUGGUCUUGAUCAGUCAGUGUAACCCCCGUUCUCCUCCACUCUCGUCCUCCCCCAUUCCCCGUCCCCCUCUGAGUGUUCUCAAGGGUUCCUUUAAGCAGGGAGGGGAGGGGCGCAGCCAGGCCCUCAGAGGGAGGGAAGAGGGGCUCAUGUUCAGCUGCUCUUGUUUUUAAGACCAUCUGUUUCGGGCAUGGAAUGCUGGCCCAACAUUUCUCUCACAUCCGCCGAGACACUCCCCCGAGCCGCAACCACGUUCUUGAGAAAAUACGGGAUUCUUAUGCACCGCCAUCAUUAUAUAUAUAGAUCCCGCUCCUUUGAUAACCGACUUGUUUUCAUCCCCCAUACAUUUUUGUGCACUUUUGAAAUGGAAUACAGUAGUGUAAUCCUUCCUUUCUGGGUUGUUUAUUAACCAAUAUUAAACACUGUGGCACGGUUUCCUGGACACGGAUUAAGCCUAGUCCUGGACUGAAAACCAAGCUCAAUGGGGAAUCUCCAUCGAAAGUGCUUUUUAGUCCGGGGCUAGGCAUAACCUGUGUCCGGGAAACGGCCCCUGUACGUUUUGAAUAAUGAUGUGCAGAAAUCCAAUAAUGUUAAAACAUUUUGAAAAUCGUUAAUGGAGCUGAUCCUUUGGGGGCAUUCAGACCUGUUGGUGCUCAAACAGCUAAAUCAUUUUUUAAGUGCCAAUUGUAUUUUUGAAAAAUGCAAAUCUGGUUUUUGUACCCACCACAGCACAGAGACAGCCUUAGUUAAAGUGGUAAAUGAUCUUAGAGCCAACACAGAUGCCAAACAGCUCUCUGUCCUUGUACUCUUAGAUUUAACUGCUGCAUUCAACAGACUGGAGAGGUGGGUUUGGCCUCUCCGGUCCAGUUCUAAAUUUGUUUAGGACCUAUUUAACCGGUCGAGAGUUUUUUGUCACCCUUGGUGAACAUAACUCAGAGAAAAUACAUAUCACAUGUGACAUUCCACAAGGUUCGAUUUUGGGUCCGGUACUGUUUAGUUUAUAUAUGUUAACCCUUAGCAGCGUUAUCAGAAAGCACAGCAUUGAUUUUCACUGCUAUGCAGACGAUACACAACUUUACUUUUCUAUGUCACCAGAGGAUUUUAGCUCACAACUUCCUCUGGCUAAAUCAAGACAAGACCGAGGUACUUAUUGUUGGAGCCAAAGCACAGAGAGAAUCUAGCUGCACAUUUUAAUUCACUGGCAAUAAAGAUAAAACACCAGGUAAAAAACCUGUGUUAUUUUAGAUUCUUAACUCAACUUCGAAUCACACAUUAGGAAUGUGACCAAAAUAGCUUUUUACCACCUGAGGAACAUUGCAAAGGUGCGUCCGUUUCUCUCUCAGGUUGAUACAGCGAGACUCAUCCAUGCUUUUAUUACAAGCAGGCUUGACUACUGUAAUGCUCUCCUAUCUGGUCUACCCAAGAAAGCCACUGGCCAACUGCAAAACAUACUGAAUGCUGCAGCACGGGUACUGACCAAGACCAGACGGAGAGCACACAUUACACCGGUUUUAACGUCUCUGCACUGGCUGCCUGUGAGAUUUAGAAUUCAUUUUAAGAUUAUUCUAUUGGUUUUUAAAUCAAUCCACGAUUGUGCACCCCAAUACAUGUCAGAUGCUUUUAAGUUAUGUACUCAGUAGGUCCCUCAGGUCCUCUGGCACUGGCCUGUUAACUAUCCCUGUGGUCCUCUGUAGCUCAGCUGGUAGAGCACGGCGCUUGUAACGCCAAGGUAGUGGGUUCGAUCCCCGGGACCACCCAUACACAAAAAUGUAUGCACGCAUGACUGUAAGUCGCUUUGGAUAAAAGCGUCUGCUAAAUGGCAUAUUAUUAUUAUUAUUAUUAUUAUCCCAAAACCUAGGAACAAGAGGCAUGGAGAGGCAGUCUUUAGUUAUUAUGCCCCCAGCCUCUGGAAUAGCCUGCCAGAGAAACUGAGGGGGGGGCGAAACUGUGGACAUAUUUAAAAGAAAUCUUAAAACACAUAUUUUUAGCUUUGCUUUUCCUCAGGGGGCUUUUUAGUUGUUCAGUUUGUGUAAUUCUUUUGUUUUUUAUGUUAUGUUUGUUGGGUAGUAAAUAUUUCAGCUUUUUUUCCUCUAAAGCACAUUGCGUUGCGUUCCAUGUCUGAAAUGUGCUGUAUAAAUAAAGCUUCAUUUGAUUUGAUUUGUUAUAUUGUGCGUUACAAAUGCCAUUAUAUUCCCUAGAGCAGUGGUUCCCAACCAGGGGUACUAGGACCCCUGGGGGUACUUGGCCUAUCCACAGGGGGUACUUGAGCAGACUCAUGAGACCAUAGGCCUAAUGGUGAAAUGCACAUGAAGGGGUACUUCAGGGGUACUCCGGGCAGAGCAAAAUGAAGUUGGCAGUACAAUAACUGAAAAAGGUUGGGAACCACUGGCCUAGAGCCCUAAAUGGGCACUGGUCCAAAGUAGUGCACUAUAUAGGGAAUAGGGUGCCAUUUGGGACACUGCCGCAGUUGACGUUGCAUAAAGCUAAGGUUAAGAAUAGCCUACUGUAAGUGAGACAGCAUCAUGCCUAAUGUUGUUCUGGUGUCAGUGUAACAGUAUUGCUUCCGUCCCUCUCCUUGCCCCAACCUGGGCUUGAACCAGGGAACCUCUAAACACAUCAACAACUGCCUCCCACGAAGCAUCGUUACCUAUCGCUCCACAAAAGCCACAGCCUUUGCAGAGAAAGGGAAACAACUACUUCAAGGUCUCAAAGCGAGUGACGUCACCGAUUGAAACGCUGGUACCGCGCACCGCUAACUAGCUAGCCAUUUCACACUGGUUACGUCAGUGUGUUAAGAUACUAAAAACAUGUCAGCCAUCACUAUAGUAAUCAAGCAUUUAGUGGCCUAAUUCACUGGCAAAUGCUACAAGACACUCUUUCAAGAUGGCAUACAUUUUUCCCCUUCAUUCUGCAGUGUACGCAUUCCAACGUAGUGUGAAGUAGUUUUUUUAUCGUUCUUUGCUGUACGGCUGAAGUGUGUGUAUGUGUGCACGUGUGCACGUGUGCAUGCCUCUGUGUGUUUGUGUUAUUGAUAACUCUCCUCUCUCUGUCAGAUACAACAUGUUUAUCAUCAUGUACCCUCUCGGAGUGGCCGGAGAACUCCUGACCAUUUACGCUGCUUUGCCGUUCGUUCGCAAAACCGGAAUGUUCUCCAUGAGGCUCCCCAACAAGUAUAACGUCUCCUUCGACUACUACUACUUCCUCAUCAUUGUCAUGCUCUCCUAUAUCCCAUGUAAGCAGCUACGUACAACCUGUUUGUAUGUUCAGCCUAUAGGCGGACGUUAAUUACUCAUGGGUGUUGAUUGUCUCUUGUUUUGACAAGCGGAAUUGUUCAGGAGUUCAGUAGUUAGUGAUAGCUGUUGUUAAUUUGGGAUUGUUUUGGGUUGUUUGGGGUAGUUUGUGGUCUCUGUUUUGGUGUAUUUUGGGGGAUGGUUUGGGUUGUUUUGGAUAAUUAGUAGGACCUAGUGUUUGAUGUAACUAAAAUGAUGGUUAAGUGCCUUUCUUUCUUUGAAGGCUUUUUGUUAAAAUAUUGAUCUGGACUGGAUAAUUGUUUAGAUUGGUGGGUAAAAUCUCCCCCCCCUCCCCCCUCUCUCUCUCUCCUAGUGUUCCCACAGCUCUAUUUCCACAUGCUCCGUCAGAGGAGAAAGGUGCUUCUUGGGGAGAUCAUAGUGGAGAAGGACGAGUAGAGCCGCCUCACAGUCCAGCAACUGGUGUUCGUUUUGGGACAGCGAGUCAGCACAGCCCCCCUGCCGCCACAUCAAUUCACCUUUGGUACUGCACCCCCCCCCCCCCCCCCCCCCCCCCCCCCCAAGUUCUCCACACUGCAACGCAAGCAACCGGGAGAGUCAGACCACUACCAACAUCACGGGAUUAACCAUGUAAUAAUCACAGAAACAGGAUUAUGACAUUCACCAGAAUAACCCAACUGGAUUAAAUAGUGCUGCAAGAGACAUCAUUACCCAACAGGAAUAACCGUCAUCAGAAUCAUCAUGAACAGUCAUCACCAAACAGUCAUCAAUCAACCAGAAGUAUCAUUACAGAACAGGAGUAGUCAGCGGAAUACAAUCUCUAGCAUCUCUAGAAUAAUCAUCAUCAUCACAAAACUGGAACAUUGUGCUGUGCAUGCAUCCUUGUUUGUUCCACUGUGUCUUCACUGUCCCAGUGCAGAUAGCUAGAUCCCCAGAGAGAGAGAGAGCACUAACUCCACCAGCCAGCAUGGCCACAACAUGCUGCACUGAACCCCUGCAACCUGAUAGCAUACGGCACUGAUUACCUGCUACAACUGCCACACAACAAUAUUGGAAGGCGCUUGCUGUGCAUUGGGUCAACCACACAGCAGAUACAUACUGAACCCACCAUCAGUGCAACAUAGAGGGAGUUCGAGGGAAUCAGGGAAGGGUGAUAUGAAAGGAGGGUGAAGGAUAGAUGAUAGUUGUGUCCCCUGAACUGUUUUAUUUCUUCUUUUAAAUUGGAAAUUAAUUUUUUAAGUAUUUUUAUGCGUUUUCCACCACAGUGAUUUUAUACAUAAAUAGCAUGUGGCAACAAUGACUAGACAGAAGCUCAAAAAAGAGAUGCGUAGACAUAUGACCUCGACAACAAACAGACAUUUGGGCAAUAUGCUGCUUCCUUGGUGUAUGUGUGUUGUACUUUAUUUGUAAACAAUGAAAUGUGAAACGGCACCAUUAGUAGGUUAUUUUAUGCACAGAUUGGAUCAUUUGAAGAAUGACUUAAUUUAUUCACAUAUCACAUGGUUGGCAAUUAUGUGGUUUUUAACAGUAAAACACUUGUAUUGAAUGUUAUUAGUACUUAAGGUGUAGCCGAGACUGCUCAAAUUAGUUUUUUGCUUUGCUCAGCUCUAAUGUUCUCUCCAUGUUGCUUUCAUGUUUACUAAGAGCUCAGUCAAAUUUAUUUACCAGUGUGCAUCUUAAAGAAGGUUGAAUGUUUGCAGAAAAGCUCUUGUUUUCGAAAGUUCAAGCCAACCUAGGAGACGCGCAGAGAAGAUAAGAGAUAAUAAAUUAUUUCUGAGCACUCACAGUCUUCAGUUAGUCACUGUUUUGUUCUUUAUGUUAAAAAAUCUGUGUUCAGGAUCCAUUGUCCUUGUUGGUAAUGUACUGGUAGUUAGUGUUAGAUUACCUCUUGUCCUGGUUGGUAAUGUACUGGUAGUUAGUGUUAGAUUACCUCUACUAAAAGGUGCUACUGUGACAGAUCGUUUCAAUCUUCUGUGCAGCUGAAGGAUAGAUUGGAAUUGGGGUC